AUGGAACGCGUCAAAGCGAAGAGGACUGUCCGACGCGGCCAUAUCACGAACCUCGUCAACAAGGUAGGCGAUGCUCUUUCCAACGAAUCCACGACGGAAGAUACCUUAAGGGUUCUCCUCGAACGUUUAACGACAAGUAAAGAUGAGCUCAAACAACUCAAUCAAGAAAUAGAGCAAUUUGUCAAAGACGAGGAUAUAACAACGGAAUACACGACCAUCAUCGAAUACGAGGACAAGUCUGCCGAAGCUAUCGCAGCACUGAAGACAAGACUGACGCCUGUUUCAGCAUCAGCGACGAGUGCAACUUCAGCUGGGAUGUCAAUGCCAAGGCCCACUGAACGGAAGGCGGGUGUCAAGUUGCCUGAACUUAGUCUACAGCGCUUUAACGGCGAUUUGCUUCAGUGGCAGCACUUCUGGGAGCAAUUUAGACUGUCAGUUCACGACAACCCCAAUUUGUCAAAGAGCGACAAAUUUCAAUAUCUACAAGGUCAGCUAAGCGGAUCAGCUGCUUCCGCAAUAUCUGGACUCCAGGUGACGGACGCAACCUACGACGACGCCAUUGCGAUCUUAACUCAGCGUUUCGGCGACCGCAAGAGCAUCGAAAGGGAAUAUAUAGGAAGACUGAGAAGACUUCCCGUCGUCAAAUCAUCAAGCGACGUCCAGGCUCUGCGGACACUCUAUGACCGCGUGCAGACCAACACCAGAGGGUUGACUGCUCUAGGAAUUCGCAUCGACACGUACUCGGCUAUGUUGUGCGACAUCCUGCUGACAUCGUUACCUCCGGACAUGGUGGUGGAGUUUCAUCGACGAGACAGUUAUGGUAUGGACACUCCAACCAUGGCGUCGCAGCACGAGGAAGACAACGAGUCCUGUGAUGACGGCUCCACUUCGACGGGAGAACAGGACAUGGGUGAGCUCAAAAAGCUUCUCAGAUUCCUCAGAAUAGAAAUUGAGAGUCGUGAACGAUCCGGAAUUACCGAACGAAGACUGUCCACGGAUCGACAGCAUGACAAUAAGAAGCAGCAACGCAACAGAAGUAGCGCGGCUGUACUGCAUGCUGGAGUGGACCCGAAGCAACGUGCAUGCCUCUUUUGCGGAACGAAUGACCAUGCGACUGGAUCAUGUACAAGAAACAUGCCACUUUCCGAAAGAAAGAAUGUUUUAAGCAGAGAGGGAUGCUGCUUUCGGUGUACAAAAAAGGGUCAUCGAUCGAAAGAGUGCCGAAUGAAUGUGACCUGUCAACACUGCGGCGGACGUCAUGUCACAUUGAUGUGCGACCCAGAGUGGCGACAGAAAGGCAAAAAUAGGGCUGACGCCCAGAAAGUAUCGGGACUAGUGGCUUCUUGCGGGACUACACCAUCAAAUGACAACGAUUCCACGGUACUGCUUCCAUCCUUCCAAGCUUGGGCUGUCACAGACUGCCGAUGUACCUACAUACGGGGAAUCAUAGACAGCGGCAGUCAGCGAACUUUCAUACGCGAAGACGUUGCACAGAAAUUGCAGGCUCCUGUCGUCGGUCACAUCAACUUGCAACUUAAUACGUUCGCAGAUAGCACCACGAGCCGUGUUCAACAACGAAAGGUGGUCAAGUUGCGCCUCCGCAGCCAGUACGACGCGAGGGAAUACGACAUCGAAGCCAUCGUUAUCCCGUUCAUCUGCCAGGACCUCGUCCGGACUCCAUCGGACCUGUCGCUUAUGACUGCAAUGAAAAAUGAUGGCGAAAACAUCGCAGAUACAGUGAUGUUCCCCGGUGUACAGGCGGAAGUUGGACUAUCCCUGCUUCUCGGCACGGAUCAGAUGUGGAGAUUCCUGACAGGACGCCUACGAAGGUCACCUAAUGAUCAAGAUUUAGUAGCAGUCGAAUCGAAAUUCGGGUGGACAUUCCAGGGCCCAAUAAAAAUGGAAACGACCGUCAAAGAAGUAACGAACACUGUUGUCUGUGUACUUAGAAUCAGCGCUACAGUCGAGACGGAUGACGCAACAUCGCUUCGUCGACUCUGGGAGCUCGAAGCUAUCGGGGUCACUGAUACACCGAAUGGCAACACUGAACACGACAACGAAGUUUUCAACGAAUUUGAACGAAACGUCAAGUACGUCGACGGCCGGUACCAAGUGAGGAUGCCCUGGAAACAGACAAACACCGAGAAGCUACAUGACAACCGCGAGGUUGCGCUGCGACGACUGUACAGUUUAACGAAACGCUUGCAACGAGAAGGAAUGGUAGAAGACUAUGACGAAGCAAUCCGGAGUUACAUGAUUCACGGUCAUGCGGAGACGGUGCCACCAACGAUGUCGUCUAGCACACCAGUGUAUUACAUGCCACACAGGGCUGUGAUACGGAACGAUGCGGUGUCAACAAAAACUCGCGUGGUUUUUGAUGCUUCUUCGCACGCCCCUAACACAGGUUCCCUGAACGACCAUUUGGAAAAGGGACCAACACUAACGAACGAACUCCUACCGAUUCUACUCCGAUUCCGUCUCAACAAGAUAGCACUUACUGCAGACAUCAGCAAAGCCUUCCUCCAGAUCGAGGUCGACGAAAGCGACAGAGACGCCCUUCGCUUUCUGUGGUACACCUAUCCGCCGACACAAAACCAAAGUAGCUCAAGCAUUCAAGAAUGGCGGAUGACACGGGUACCGUUCGGUACAACGUCCAGCCCAUUUCUGCUCAGCGCUACGUUGCAAUACCACAUGAAAAACUGCAAAGACGAAAUGGCGGCUGCACUUAUCGACUGCUUCUAUGUAGACGAUCUGCUUACCGGUGCAAGCAACGUUGCCGAAGCAAAGCACCUCUACGAGAAGGCGAAUGAAGUAUUAAAGACGGCAGGUAUGGAGCUAAAGAAGUGGACUACGAACUCUCCAGAACUCCAGGAAUAUUUCCGGAACGACGGACGAACGGCAGUACCAAACGACAAAACGUUCAUCGAUCCAACCAUGGAUAAAGUAUUGGGAGUCUCAUGGAACAGGACAGACGACACCUUAAAAUUCUCGAACGAUAGGAUGCUGGACGUCCUGAUUCUCGCCAAGAAUACGAAGCGCUCUGUACUGCGACAGUCCGCACGUCUCUUCGACCCGUUGGGGUUCUUGUCGCCGUACACUGUACGAGUGAAGACGAUGUUCCAGCGUAUUUGGGAACAAGGACUGGGAUGGGAUGACUCUCUGCCAGACGACCUAUCUCAGGAGUAUGAGACGUGGUGUCAAGAAUUACCGUUGAUCGAACAGCUAUCCGUCAAACGUUACGUGAUGGAAGGAAUUGGAGAAAAUAUAUUUUCGGUCCAACUGCAUACCUUUACCGAUGCAAGCCCGACUGCAUACGGUGCAUGCGUGUACCUAAGAGUCGAAGAUUGGGACGGAAACGUGAGUGUUAACCUCGUUUUCGCCAAGUCACGUGUGGCUCCUUUGAAGAAGUUGACUUUGCCCCGCCUUGAGCUGAUGGGUGCACUCAUUGGAGCACGACUGGCUCAAUAUAUCGAGGAGUGCCUCAAACUGCAUAUACAUCUGAAGCAGUUCUGGACAGAUUCGACGAUAGCCCUCCACUGGAUCCAAGGACAAGCUAGCCGCUGGAAGCCGUUCGUGUGCAACAGGACGAUGGAAAUUCAAUCAAAAACCGAUCCGCAUUCAUGGUCACAUUGUCCGGGCAGUCAGAAUCCGGCGGAUAUGCUUACACGAGGACUGAGUUUAGAAUCUUUGGUCCACAGCAGAAACUGGUGGAAGGGCCCAGAGUGGCUUUCAGAAUACGAAGGUGCGUGGCCAAAUUCCCUCACGAAGACCACCGCGUUUCCCCAAACUUUGCUGUGCGAGCUACGCAAAUCCGAAGUGAGCUGUCUACAGGUGACUCACAACACGAAGCAACCAUUGAUGGACCUGAGUCGCUUCAGCGAAUACUCCAAACUUCUACGCGUCACUGCAUGGACCCUACGUUUCAUCGAGAAUUGUCACCAAUCACACAAUAGCCUGCGAGGGAUGCUGACUACCGACGAAAUCAAGAAAGCGGAGCUUUACUGGUUCAAGAGAGCCCAGCAUGACGCUUAUGCUCUUGAAAUUCAGCAGCUGUCUCAUGGCGAACGAAUAGAUGACAAUUCCAGCAUUACGAACUUGCGACCAUUCAUAGACGAACAUGGACUACUUCGCCUCGAGGGGAGACUUCACUAUUCGGACGCCUCAGAAGAAGUGAAGCACCCUUUACUGCUACCAAAAGACCACGAAUUGACUGGGCUUAUCGUCAACGCUGCCCAUCGAAGAGUCCUGCACGGAGGAAUUCAGGACACCUUGACGGAGCUCAGAGAGCGCUAUUGGAUUCCUCAAGCGCGACAACUCGUGCGCCGGACCAUAGGCAAAUGCAUGGUCUGUAUGCGAUUCAGGGCCAACCAGUCCAGCGCACCUGUGGCACCGUUGCCGAAAGACCGCAUUACGCAGCAAGCGCCUUUCACCAUCGUGGGAAUAGACUUUGCCGGCCCGCUCUACAUCAAAAUCAACGAUGAAAGGGGGAAAUCCUAUAUCGCCCUUUUCACUUGCGCGGUGACACGUGCGAUUCACCUGGAGCUGGUUUCGGACCUCACGACGAAGUCAUUCCUUCUUAGUUUCCGUCGAUUUGUCGCACGAAGGGGACGACCCUCCACUAUCUACACGGACAACGCUUCCACCUUUAAACGAGCUUCUCGGGAUCUCCAAAAGAUGGGAGAAGCCCUAAAAGCCCCGGCAAUUCAAGACUUCUACGCAACAGAAAACAUCAAGUGGAAAUACAUAGUGGAAAGGGCAGCAUGGUGGGGAGGAUUUUGGGAGCGCUUGGUACGCUCUGUAAAAGAAUGUCUCCGGAAGGUCCUCGGAAGAGCAUUUCUCUCCUUCGAGGAGAUGACGACAGUACUGCACGAAGUCGAAGCGGUCGUAAAUUCACGCCCACUAACCUUCAUCUCUUCCGACCCCAACGAACCGGAACCUUUAACCCCGGGCCACUUUUUAAUUGGAAGGCGACUCGCAGCAGUACCUGAAGCGAGUGUACCUGACGUGCCAACAUUUGGCAGACAGCAACUCACACGGAGAUGGAAACACCGUGUACAGACACUGGAUCAUUUCUGGAAACGGUGGCAGAGAGAAUAUAUAUUACAACUUCGCUCUGCGCAUUUGGCACCAAAUAGGCCAACUUCGAAGAUACAAGAGGGAGACCUAGUUGUUCUUUAUGACGAGAAGGUUCCUCGGCAGAUGUGGAAGAUUGCGAGAGUGCAAAAAGUGCACACUUCACCAGAUGGACACGUGCGAUCAUGCACUGUGAAGCUGACCUCAGGGGUGGUUACCCGCCGACCUGUGCAACUGAUGUGUCCACUAGAGCUUCUAAAUGAUCGACACUAA
Ornithodoros turicata is the source of this 5346-nucleotide messenger RNA. RefSeq lists its product as uncharacterized. Bases 1 to 5346 code for a protein of 1781 amino acids. The transcript has a single exon. Gene Ontology annotation, molecular function: zinc ion binding; nucleic acid binding. Gene Ontology annotation, biological process: DNA integration. Lineage: Eukaryota; Metazoa; Arthropoda; Arachnida; Ixodida; Argasidae. The record is from RefSeq and is a predicted model, not a curated record.